AUGUCUAUAAUAAGGGUGGGUUCGGGUGGCUCAAUUGUCGAGCACAGAAAGGGUGGUAAAUGGAUGGAUGAGGAAACCAGAAUAAAUAAAGCAAAUGUUAAUAAGGCCUGGAAGAAAUUUAAGCAGAACAAAUCCAGCAAUGAUAAAGAAUCGGAUUUAAAACUGUUGAAUGAUUAUAUAGAUAGUAAAAAGAAUUGUAAGAAGCUGAUGGGUGUAAAAAAGAAAUUGUGUUUUGAGAAUAUAAGGUCGAGAAUUGCGAAUGUGAAAAAUAUGGGUGAAUUUUGGUUAACGGUGAAAGAAGUCGGUAGGAAAUAUUCAGGGGGAAAUGAUGUAUCAAGGGAAAAAUGGGAGGAAUUUUAUCGCAAUAUGUAUCCGCCCCGGGCUCGUUGCAGCCUCCUUCUUAUGGACGUUAGACACCAGGAACUAGAUGCGGUAAUUAGCUUGGCUGAACUUGAAUCAGCACUUAAAACUUCGAAGAAUAAUACGGCCCCUGGCCCUGAUCUAGUUUCGAGCGAAUUCUGGAAAGCAUUGCCAGACGCGGGAAAAAUGGAAGUUCUUUCCCUGUUGAAUGAGGUCUUUGAGAGGGAGGUUGUACCCGAGUCGUGGCCCAGCGCAGCCCUUACAAUGCUCUAA
Molecule: messenger RNA, 633 nt
Organism: Diachasma alloeum
Lineage: Eukaryota; Metazoa; Arthropoda; Insecta; Hymenoptera; Braconidae
Exons: 1
Coding region: 1-633 (210 amino acids)
Source: RefSeq, a predicted model, not a curated record